UUUUAAUACAUAAUGCAGAAGUUCUUCAGUAAUUUCAUGCACUGAUCGGGCAGUUCCUCCAAGAAACUGGGAUCCAACAGUGUUCUUGCCGUCAUCAUCAUAAUCUUCCUCUUUCCUUGUGUGGGAUUAUCAUGGCUGUGAGGCAGGGCAGCCUGUGACCAUCCGCUGCUCUCUGCAGGCCUUCUCUUUACAUUUUGUUUCUGGCUUUGAAUUGGUGGGAUACCAGGAGCCAAAAUGCUGAACCAGAGCGCUGUCAUGAUCUUCACUGGGAUUUGUGGGGCACUGGUGGUCAUGGCCAUGGCCUACUAUGUGUACUGGUCUGUGAUACUGGCUGACGGACCGUGUAAAAGAGGCUUGUAAAAGGAUUCCACCGUGGUUGGUCGUAGUGUAUAGAGGAGCUUACCCAGCUCUCCAGGCUCCUCGGCCAUGGCUCUGCUGGCCUACCUGAAGAGCCUGUUCAUCCUGCAGCUGCUGAUGGGCUUUGUGUUUGUGGUGAGCGGCCUCAUCAUAAACUUCAUUCAGCUGUGCACCUGCAUCCUCUGGCCGAUCAACAAACAGCUCUACCGCAGAAUCAACUGCCGGCUCUCCUAUUCCCUCUGGAGCCAGCUGGUGAUGCUGCUGGAGUGGUGGUCGGGCACAGAAUGCACCCUAUACACUGACCAGGCUACGGUGGACAAAUUUGGCAAGGAGCAUGUCAUCAUCAUCCUCAACCACAACUUUGAGAUCGACUUCCUGUGUGGCUGGACCAUGUGCGAAAGAUACGGCGUCUUAGGGAGUUCAAAAGUGCUAGCCAAACAUGAACUGCUGAAGGUUCCUCUAAUCGGCUGGACCUGGUACUUCCUAGAAAUCGUUUUCUGCAAAAGAAAGUGGGAGGAGGACCGAGACACUGUCUUCAAAGGACUGGGCAGGCUCAAAGACUAUCCUGAGUUCAUGUGGUUUCUGCUGUACUGCGAGGGCACCCGCUUUACAGAGAAGAAGCACCAAAUCAGCAUGCAGGUUGCAGAGAGCAAAGGCCUGCCCAAGCUCAAAUAUCACCUGCUACCCCGAACCAAAGGAUUCACCACCACCCUGCACUGUCUCAAGGGCACAGUAACUGCUGUGUAUGAUGUGACUCUAAACUUCAAAGACAACCAGACCCCGACUCUCCUGGGCAUCGUCAACGGCAAGAAAUACAAAGCUGACAUGAGCGUAAGGCGGUUCCCCGUGGAGGACAUACCCGACGACGAGCGGGAGUGUGCCGACUGGCUGCACAAGCUCUACCAGGAGAAGGAUGCCUUACAGGAAACGUACAACAAGGAAGGCAAGUUCCCCGGACCCACGAUCAUCCCACCCCGCCGACUGUGGACGCUGCUCAACUUCCUGUUCUGGGCCACGCUGCUGCUGUCACCCCUCAUCAAGUUUGCGUGUGGAGUGGCCGUCAGCGGCUCCCCUCUCCUCAUCAUCGGCUUCACCAUCUUCCUCAUCAUCGCCUCCGUAGCCAUCCGCCGCCUCAUAGGGGUCACCGAGGUGAAGAAAACAGGCUCCAGUUACGGCGACCAGGAGGCCAAGAAACAAAACUAAAACGUGUCACUGCCCCCGCCCCCCGCCGUGUUCCGCCGCCUGCGCGCGGCUGCCCUGCGGCGUCUCUCAACUACCCAACUCCAUCCUCCUCCUACUGUCCAGUCAGUUGGUCGGCCGGGGAGAAGACCAAGCUGUGAAAAUAGAAUAAGAGACCAGAGUUUAAAAAUUCGAGCGGCACUAUGGAGAGGGAGAGUGUAGAGGGCCUGGGGUCUCAGCUCUCUGGUGUAUGGACGGGGAGAUGCAGUUCUGUGUUUUCCUGCAUCUCUCUGAGUCCAGCCAGCCCUCCUACCUACGCGCCCCCCCUCCCCCAUCCAUCUCACUAACGCCUGAGGUUAAGAUCCUGACAUGUCUGUGGUCACACAGACCUCCAUUCAGCCCAUUUCCCUGCUCAGCACCACCUACUUCCCCUUCCUUCCACAGUCAUCGGCCAAUCGGUGGGUGGGGUUUGGGGGUUGGGGGAGGGGGCACGGCGAUUCACCCAUGGAACCGAUCAUUAUUUUAUAUCUUCUAGGCUGAGCCUCCAGCAGGGGGCAGUGCAGCUCCACAGCAGCAGUGAGUCACAUGCAGGCCGUCUCCCUUCUUCUUCUCACCAAGUGGGACUUGGUGCCUUGAGGCCCAGCCUGGUUUUCCUUAACGGCGUCAUUUCGCCCAAAUCACAAAGAAUUUACCAUUUCAUCCCAUGAGAGACAGCCUAAAGGUGACCAUGUCUGCCAUCAACAGCUUUACUGCUACAAUAACACAAUGAAGGUGACGGUGCAGGAGAGUUUUGGUGAUGAACUCACAUUUAGAAACCUCAGCAGGACAAACUAGAUGAUGAAUGUAAAGGUGAGGUUAUGAGGUUCAGGUGUUUGGAACAUUGUUUAAAAAAGACUCCUGUAUAGUUUUUAAGGAGUAUUGAUUGUGAUUUCAUCGUCAAAAGUAGGAUCGGUCUCACGUCAUUGAGUUGCUGAAGCCGCAAAAGCCUGAGGAGUUUCUAGACUUGCAGAGAGGUGAUGUGGUGUUUCUGUGAUCUUGGUGGAAUCAUCCUUGAACGUCCUGGUUUGGAGAUUCUUGUGUCUGUUCCACCACAGCAAGGGCUCUCUGAAUGUGAAACCCAUCCUUAUGGAGGACGCCUGCCGUCUGUUACAGGUCUCAUUCGUAGCCCGACGCACCGAGCCUCCCACUCAUCUCGGCUCAACCUUCCACUCGCGUUUCUGCUUUUCACCCGUUCGCGCUCCGACCUCCUAAAUGUGACCCGAGUCUAAACACUGAAGCAGAUCGUCACACCCCGACGCCACUCAAGCAGCUCAAACCCAGAAGGUCGCCCACUGUCCUCAUGUCGCCGUUCACUUCUUCCUGCUCUCCAGAUAUAGACUGCAGUAGUCAUCUUUGAACCUUUGCCUUAAUUCAAGCUUGCUCAGGCAAGGGAUCGCUUAUUCGCCACCCCUUUAAAACGACACUCACCUCUUAUUUCUGUCAUGUUGUGUCACCCGCUCCUCCUCCCAUCGCAACAUGCAUUCACAUGGUUUGAUUACCAAAAUGCGUUAAUAAUUCAGAUUUCUGCGCUUUGGAAGUGUGAGAAAGGUUGCUGGUUCCUGGAGAAGAUGCUGCUCACACACGCAUCGUGCUGGCAGCUUUGUUUUUGGUCUCGUGCAUUUCAUAAUUUUCAAAUCCCAUGUUUGACUGAGUCACAGAUUAAAAGCAGCAGAUCUUUUUCCCCCCUAACUUCAGUUGUAGACGGUGGUAGCAGGACGUGCGGAGGAGGUGAGGGGGGGUGGGGGGUGUUCCGUUCUGCUCUCUCCUGCCCUCCUCGCUGUGCCACAUGUAGGAAUUCAGCAUUCAUUUAGUUUGAUUCAGCUCUCUCUUCGUUUCUGGUGGAUCACUUCAAAUGCGUCUGUCCUCUCACUGUAGGCGUCACCAAUCAGACUUGCAAGCCUUAAUAAGUGCUGCUUAAUUUAUUUAAACACAGUGGGUGUGAAGGAUCGGCACUUUAAGAGCUCUACAGUACAUCAACAAGGAGCUUUACUGUCUGGCAUCUUUCUCUGAAGUUUUACAGUAUAUUAAAAAAAAAACGAGGCCGAAUGAAGUCACUUCUUACUUGAAAGGUUUCUGUUUCUAAUCAACUCCCUUUUUUAAAAUAGAAAAAUACUUUGAGUUUGCAUUACCUCAGUUAUUUGUGAAA
Molecule: messenger RNA, 3721 nt
Organism: Salarias fasciatus (jewelled blenny)
Lineage: Eukaryota; Metazoa; Chordata; Actinopteri; Blenniiformes; Blenniidae
Gene: agpat3
Product: 1-acylglycerol-3-phosphate O-acyltransferase 3
Exons: 10
Coding region: 427-1560 (377 amino acids)
Cellular component (GO): endoplasmic reticulum; endomembrane system
Molecular function (GO): 1-acylglycerol-3-phosphate O-acyltransferase activity
Source: RefSeq, a predicted model, not a curated record